CUCUCUCUCUCUCUGUCUCUCUCUCUCUCUCUCUCUCAGUCAAACAGGUGGCUUUCUCAGCCUCUCUGUUGGCUUCAGGCUUAGGAACUAUCGGACCAUUUAACACUGAAACUAAUCUGGUCUUCAGAUACAUCUUCUCAAACAUUGGGAAUGCCUACAACCCAAACACAGGUUUUUUCAUUGCACCAGUGAGAGGAGCCUACCACUUUGAGUUCUACGUAUAUGGUCACGGAGAUCCUUCACACGCUUCAGCUGCUGCGUUGUUCAAGAACGGAGAGCAUGUUUGUAUUGCAUAUGAACAUCAGACGUCAGGUGCUGGCACAUCUUCAAAUGGUGCCACACUGCUUCUGGAGGUCGGAGAUGUUUUGUUUUUGCGUUUGUGGGGAAACUGCAAGAUAUUUGACAGUGUAAAUCAUCAUAGUACCUUUAGUGGUCAUCUGCUUUUCACCAUGUGAAUGGGAAACCUUUUUUCUUGUGUGUGGCAGCUCUUGUUGAAAAAAGUGUAAUUAGUUUUUCCUUAAUGUGAAAGCUGAUAACAACACUGUACAAUACACUUUUUAAUAAAACAAAUGUUUGCUUUUUUUU
This is a messenger RNA of Notothenia coriiceps (black rockcod), 585 nucleotides long. RefSeq names its product complement C1q tumor necrosis factor-related protein 3-like. NCBI's taxonomy places the organism in Eukaryota, Metazoa, Chordata, Actinopteri, Perciformes, Nototheniidae. Gene Ontology annotation, molecular function: protein binding. The transcript is spliced from 2 exons. The annotation marks the transcript as partial. The record is from RefSeq and is a predicted model, not a curated record.